CAAGAACCCAGCCUUUGUAAAGUGCGAACCCCAUCGACCCCGACCGCUUCCUCCUCCGCUGCCCGCUCCAAACAUGGCCCCGGCUUUGUUCUCCGACCCAAUCUUCUUCACAGCUUCGGCUCUGGUCUUGGCUCUGGCUUUCGCCCACCUCUUCGCCAAAACAUUGAAGCAGAAUCGGGGCAAGGCGGCGGCCAAGAAGUACCACCCUGUCGCUGGGACUGUUUUGAACCAGCUCCUCAACUUCGGUCGCUUGCACCACUACAUGACCGAUCUUGCCGGCAAGCACAGGACCUACAGGUUGCUCAGCCCUUUCAGGAGCGAGGUUUACACCUCUGACCCGGCCAACGUGGAGUACAUGCUCAAGACCAACUUUGAGAAUUAUGGCAAGGGAUGGUACAACUACAGCCUUCUAAAGGAUCUAUUAGGGGACGGAAUUUUCACUGUCGAUGGUGAUAAGUGGCGCCAGCAGAGGAAAGUGUCAAGCUAUGAGUUCUCCACAAAAGUGUUGAGAGACUUCAGCAGUGUAGUCUUCCGAAGAAAUGCUGCUAAGUUGGCAAAUAUAUUGUCUGAAGCAGCAAGUACUGACCAAAUUGUAGAUAUACAGGAUUUAUUUAUGAAGUCAACUCUGGAUUCCAUAUUUAAAGUUGCAUUUGGAGUUGAACUGGAUAGCAUGUGUGGAACAAGCGAAGAGGGUGCUGAAUUCAGUAGGGCUUUUGAUGAUGCAAGUGCAAUGACCUUGCGGCGAUAUGUUGAUGUCUUCUGGAAGAUUAAGAACUUUCUGAAUAUUGGAUCAGAAGCAGCACUGAAGAAAAACGUCAGAGUAAUUGACGACUUUGUAUACAAGCUCAUUAGGAGGAAGAUUGAGCAAAUGCACAAUUCGACAGACGAUCCUUCUAUGAAGAAAGAAGACAUAUUGUCUAGGUUUCUCCAAGUGACAGAGACUGACCUGACAUACUUGCGGGAUAUAAUACUCAACUUCAUUAUUGCUGGCAAAGACACAACUGCAGCCACGCUUUCCUGGUUCAUUUACAUGCUCUGCAAAUAUCCAAUUAUACAAGAGAAGGUUGUGCAAGAAGUAAAACAAAUGAGCAAUGUCAAAAAGAUUUCGGAUUUUGCCAGUUUUGCUGCAAAUAUGGGGGAAGAGGCUCUACAAAAGACGCAUUACCUCCAUGCAGCGAUAACAGAAACUCUCCGGCUCUAUCCUGCACUUCCAGUGGACGCAAAAAUUUGCUUUUCUGAUGAUGUUUUCCCAGAUGGGUUCAGUGUAAGAAAAGGAGACAUGGUAUCCUUUCAGCCGUAUGCAAUGGGCAGGAUGAAAUUCAUAUGGGGCGAUGAUGCAGAAGAUUUUCGUCCAGAGAGAUGGCUGGAUUCGAAUGGAGUAUUCCAACCUGAAAGCCCUUUCAAGUUUACAGCCUUUCAGGCUGGACCAAGGAUUUGUCUCGGUAAAGAAUUCGCUUAUAGGCAGAUGAAGAUAUUCUCCGCCGUGUUGCUGAGCUGUUUUACGUUCAAAUUGGCUGACGAGAAGAAACCUGUCAACUACAGAACAAUGAUCAAUCUUCACAUCGAUGGAGGUCUCCAUGUUGCAGUCACCCGCAGACAAGAGACUUAAGUUCACCAAUCUGUUAACGCUGUUUAUGUUAAUAAUAUCGCAGAACUCAAA
Messenger RNA from Rhodamnia argentea, 1660 nucleotides. Its product is annotated as cytochrome P450 704C1-like. Gene Ontology annotation, molecular function: oxidoreductase activity, acting on paired donors, with incorporation or reduction of molecular oxygen; monooxygenase activity; heme binding. Lineage: Eukaryota; Viridiplantae; Streptophyta; Magnoliopsida; Myrtales; Myrtaceae. Bases 74 to 1609 code for a protein of 511 amino acids. The record is from RefSeq and is a predicted model, not a curated record. The transcript is spliced from 6 exons.